UCCGCCGAUUGGCCUGAAUCAAAGUGACAGCACGCACAUGCGCGGCGAUUGGUCGAAGAUUAGGGAAACUUUAAUUUAUUGUUAAGAGUUACAGGCGCAGCAGAAACUGUUUUCACCAGGGACCGUUUGGUUUAAAGGCGCUGGGAGGUCGAUUAGAUUUGCCUCCAGCACGCAGGGGCGCCGUCGCGUGAGCGCCCAUUACAAAGAGAUUAAAAAGGAGAGAGCAUCAGCGAUCUUCUAUCCACAUGGCCGAACCCAAUUUCCCUCCACUGCCUGGAUUCCUCCCCAUAAAACCAUGUUUCUAUCAAGACUUCGAAGAAAUCCCGGAGCAGCACCGCAGCAUGUGCAAGAAAAUGUACCACCUUUGGAUGUUCCACACUGCCACACUUGCUGUGAACCUCAUCGCCUGCUUUGUUUGGAUGUUUGGUGGUGGAGGGGUCACUAACUUUGGCCUGGCAAUCAUCUGGCUCCUCAUGUUCACCCCCUGUUCUUAUGUGUGCUGGUUCAGACCCAUCUACAAAGCCUUCAAGAACGACAGCUCCUUCAACUUCAUGCUGUUUUUCUUUGUUUUCAUGGCCCAAGUCGGCAUCAGCAUCAUUCAGAGUAUCGGCAUCCCAGGAUGGGGAGUGUGUGGUUGGUUGGCCACCAUCUCCUACUUCAGCUACAACAUUUUUGUAGCAUUAAUCAUGCUGAUUCCCACCAUCAUGUUCACUGCUGUGGCUUCCUUGUCCUUCAUUGCUCUCACCAAGCAAUCUUACAUUGUUGACAGAUCCAUAAUUUCUACCGUGGCACCGGGGCCAGCAUGUCCAAAGCGCAGGAGGAAUGGGCCACAGGAGCCUGGAAGAACCCCCAUGUCCAGGCAGCAGCCCAACAGGCUGUCAUAGGGGCAGCCACAGGGGGCAUGCAGGACCAGUACCCCAGCCCCCAAUACAAUGACAACCAGAUUUAGAACUGUCAGGGAUGUAACGGUAGAGUAUGAGUGUAGAAGACAAACGAUGUCUUCAUAGAGCUGAGCAAAAUGUCAGAAUGUGAACUGUGUGUGUUUUUUGUCUUCUUGUCCUGGAGGGUGAACAAAAAAAUUGCAACUUUUUUUUUUCUUUUGUAAUUGAAAAUAAUUUUCCAAACGUGAUGCUGAAACAUCUCCACUGUGAGAGCUAUGUAUUCAUUUACAUACCUGCAGGAAACCAUGUGAAAAAAACAACAUUAUUUUCUUUUAAUGUUUAUAAAUGUUUUUUAGUAUUUAUGUUAUGUUGGUCUACUAAUAAAUCA
Messenger RNA from Oryzias latipes (Japanese medaka), 1269 nucleotides. Lineage: Eukaryota; Metazoa; Chordata; Actinopteri; Beloniformes; Adrianichthyidae. The record is from RefSeq and is a predicted model, not a curated record.